AAUGACGUCCGUCUGACAGUUUCUCCACAAGGAUGUCGGAUGUCAUGGAUGUCUCCAUCUUACCUCCUCCAACACAAAUUCAACACCUCAUGGACACCAUUAGCACACCGGUAUUCACUCUGGUUAUACCGUGAGGUGGGAUGGGAUCCCAACCAGGUCAUGGGUGUACCAGUUCUGUUCAUUCCCGGAAACGCUGGCUCGUCGCAUCAAGUCCGGUCCAUUGCAUCCUCUGCCUCAAGACAAUAUUUUUCCGACUUUACGGGUCGUGGAAUUCAGUCGCUGGACUUUUUUGCUGUGGAAUUUAACGAAGACCUUUCGGCAUUCCAUGGACCUACUAUUGAGUCACAGAUCGAAUACUCCGCUGCGGCGAUACGUUACAUCCUAUCACAUUAUCCCCCUAAUACCCGAAUUAUCGUCAUGGGUCAUUCGAUGGGCGGUAUCGUAGGGACCGCUCUUCUCCCAUCCGACGACAUAUCCGCAUUGAUAACCAUGUCUACUCCCCACACACUACCGCCCGCACGCUUUGACGCUCGUAUAGAUGAGAUAUACCGACGAAAUGCUGAAUCUUUGGCGAAUGACCCGACGCCCGUCGUCUCGAUAUGUGGAGGAGCAUCAGACAUGAUGAUUCCGUCUGAGUCCUGCAUUCUACCAGAUCCUGGAGAUGGCAAUCUGGGAAGUGCUAUUUACCGUCGUGCGUGGACUGGGGUUGGUCAUCGCGAGAUGGUAUGGUGUCAUCAGGUGCGAUGGCGGGUUGCUCGUGCUGCCCUCGAGCUUGGAGGAGCAAAUUCCCAGGUAGAUAUGGCGACCAUAUUGGAUACCUGGCUUAGUAGAGAUGGUCGUUUCCUUCCUUCUGCAACAGGCAUAGAUAUUCCCGAGGCAACGACUUACGAGGCUCUUCCUGAGGGUAUGAAUCUGGUCUUGAGAAAACCCACUGAAUCUCGGACAUACCUCCUCCCUAUACCGCGUGCUCUUGAAACGAACGCUACGUUUGUCUUGUUUGUAUCACGAGGCAGCAUACCCCCCAUUGCACCCCAGCAUCCGACCAAACUGCAGGCGUUACCUUACUUUUGCGUUGGACGCGCGACAUCGCCAACAACACAACAAUCCUCAGAGUCCGUGUCGUGUGUACCGCUCGAGCCCAGUACUCUGAAGCUCUUACCAAGUCCUCAACUGGGAAAACCUUUUCCAGUACCGGAUGAAGGGUCUGAUGAGAGCGAGGGCGUUGUCCUUUUCGAGGCCACUGUACCACGUACACCUAGUGAUGCGGAGGAUGCUUGGAUCGGUGUUCAUGUUAACGCUGCUGGUGAAGAUAACUGGGUGUUUGGAGGAUUCGACGAGACUCGGACUUUCUCAAGUGAUAUUGGCGUUUUUGACAUCGUUGCUGGUGAUGCAAAGCUCUCGCUGCAACUUACUGAGCAGAGUUUGGUGCGAAGGCACAUUACCUUUCCGAGGUUGCUCUCGAACGCGCUCUUGGUAUACACACUCACUCCAAAAUCAGUCCGUCCCACGGCGUCUUGUGCACGUUCCCCGCCCUUGCUUCCCCCGCUUUUGGUGCACAAGUCCCAUCCAGCAGAAAGUCAUUAUUAUCGCCUGAAACAUGAGACAUCAGUUGCUCUCCAUACACAUGCAUCAGCGCCGUACAUACCCCUCUCAAGGUUUUCUCCGUCCUAUAGUUCAGAGCUCUGGAUGUACUCGAUCGGCACUGGCUGUGAAGAUGUCAACGAAUUUACUUUGACUAUCGACUGGUGGACGACCAUUGGGAGGGUUACUACUAGGUAUCCUACUACCCUAAUAAGCUGGGGUGUAGGUGUGGUUGCGCUGUUGAUAUUUCAGGCAUGGAGCGAGAGUGGGAAGGGUGCGAUGCCAAGUGUGUCACAAUCGUUGGUCGCCUUCAUCUGUCGCCUUCUGCCAAAACUGCUUGCCGCAUCCUUUGUUGUAGCCCUGUUGCCCUUGAGCCCUGAUUACUACUUAGGAACUCGAGGAGAACCGUUUCUCGGAUUUCUUGCGCCAAUCCUGCUGGUUGUCGCCACAGGUCUUGUAUGUGUUAGCUGGUGGCUCAUAUUACUCCUCAUGUGGCCUUUGAGAUUCUUCACUCGAUUGCUACCACCGAAGAGCAGGCGAUACGAUGACCUGGCAAUGCCACGAAGCACCGUUGUCUCUCUUGUUUUCAUCUCUUUUCUGGUGUUUCUGGUGGUCCCAUGGCAAAUUGCAUUUAUGGGAUGCUGGUUGAUUCAUUUACACACAUGUGCGAGCUCAGCACAUCGAAAGCCUUACCCUGGCUCUGUGCCUUCUCUCCGAAGCACACCCGUCGAAUCGCUUCCUCUGCGCGAGCGCUUCGAUGGCCGCGAGCAGGACACGCAGAAUACGCAGGACACUGAAUCCAAAGAGAUAGAGCCCUCCGAAGAACCUGAAAUUCAGGACGUGAGCCGGGCUCAGAGUUUGGUCACUGUCACCGAUACUCUGGAUGCCACCCAAGCUUAUCAUGAGAACACGCAUCUCCUGUUGCUGAUGACUUGGCUUCUGCCAUUGUCAAUGCCUGUGCUUGCGGUUUGGGUGAGAACCCUGAUGACCGCCGGGUAUACGGCCCCGUUCAACGGCGAUCACAAUGUCUUCAAGGUUGCACCGUUCCUUGUACUUGUUGAGUUCACAAGUCGCAGAAAAAGUGCUUUGCUAUCGUACGGAAAUACGGGAUCAUACCUUCACUGGGGAUACAUCAUCGUCGCCUGUGUGUCGUUCUUGCUUGGCUCCCGGGAGGCAUACAAGGUGUUCGAUGUUGCGAGUUUGUGCAUCGGGUGCGCAUUAGUCGUAAAAUUCAGCCCUGUCCGUUUUGGUAGACGCAUUGCUACAUGAUGAUUUGAAGGCUACCUGUUUGCAUUGUGCAGAUAUUCACUUUUCGCUGCGUCCGCUUCUAUGGUAUGAGCUGGCUUGGAUAUGAGC
Messenger RNA from Suillus subaureus, 2937 nucleotides. Its product is annotated as PGAP1-domain-containing protein. Gene Ontology annotation, molecular function: phosphatidylinositol deacylase activity. Gene Ontology annotation, cellular component: endoplasmic reticulum. NCBI's taxonomy places the organism in Eukaryota, Fungi, Basidiomycota, Agaricomycetes, Boletales, Suillaceae. The transcript has 10 exons. The annotation marks the transcript as partial. The record is from RefSeq and is a predicted model, not a curated record. Gene Ontology annotation, biological process: GPI anchor metabolic process; endoplasmic reticulum to Golgi vesicle-mediated transport.